AUGGCUGUGUUCACGGUAGGACGGGCUAUAAGCGCUAAGAUUCUUCUCAUCCCCGCACCUCUGUACAGUCACUGUCUGGAGGUGUGCCUGAUCGGCCAGGAACUUCUCAGCAGGGGGCAUCAAGUCGUCGCCUACAUCAUCUCUGACUUUGACACCAGCGAUUGUCCGGAGAGCAUGGGCAUUAGGGUCAUUCAGUACAAGUACGUCCUGGGAGUGGAGAAGCUACGUGAGUUCCAGGACAGGUACGCUCGAAUGGUGCUGGGCAAUCACACUGAGGCCAUCGACUCCUUCCAAUUACUGAACGAUGCCCAGAACAACACUUGUUGGCCAAUUUUGGCGGACGAAGAAGCCUUUUCGCAGCUGCAAAAAGAGAAGUUUGAUUUUGCCAUCGCUGAUGGUUUUUAUACAUUUGCAUGCUACCUCUUGAUACCUUAUAAACUGAAGAUACCGUAUGCCGUGGUAUCUAGCCUGAUAUUAGACUAUCCCUCAGUUAGACCGUUCUUACCUAACAUCAAACCUCAUCCCUUCACACACUUCACGGACCAGAUGAGCUUCAUGGAGAGAGUGGUCAACACGAUCGUGACCUUGACCCCGUAUUACAUGGGUAUAUACCUGACCCCCAUGGACAUUGUGUCCAGGUUCGCGCCUGAGGUCAGUCGGCGUCAGGUCAUGGACCUGGUCUCACAGAGCGAGCUCUUCUUGGAGAACACCGAUUCGGUUCUCGGCUACCCUUUUCCUCUGAUGCCCAAUGUUAUCCAAGUCGGGGGUAUCUCCGCUGGGCCACCCAAACAAUUGCCCAAAACUUUAACGACAUUCUUUGAGAAAAGUUCUGAGGUUAUUGUGGUGUCCUUUGGCUCGGCUUUUGAAUUGCCGAAAGAAAUCAUUGACAAGUUCAUGGCGACCUUUAAACUGCUGGACAUCUCUGUGGUGUGGAAGACAGUGGACGAGGGCCACGUGGGUAAGGUGCUUAAAACAAGGUGGAUGCCUCAGAAUGACGUGUUGGGUCACUCUAAAACGAAAGCUGUCAUAUAUCACUGUGGUAACAACGGGCUGUACGAGGCGUUGUACCACGCCGUGCCUAUCAUCUGUAUACCUCUUUUGAUUGACCACAAAUUCAAUGCUCAUAGGAUUCAGUCGUGGGAAGUGGGGAAAGUCUUGGAUGUUCAAAACUUCACGCCCGCAGAACUGGUGGCGGAUGUAAAAGAAGUUUUAACCAACCAAACAUACCGGAAGAACAUGGAAAGGGUGUCUCAAAUGUACCGGGACAGACCCGACACUCCUCGGCAGAGAGGCGCUUUCUGGAUAGAGCACUUAUGUAAAGUUAAGGCUUAUGUCCCAGGCAUUGAAGUUAUGUACCUUGUUAUAUAUAUGAGGCGUCGGUUUAAGCAGCGUUCGGACGAUUCUGCAACUUAUGGUAAGAAACAAUGA
Molecule: messenger RNA, 1428 nt
Organism: Liolophura sinensis
Lineage: Eukaryota; Metazoa; Mollusca; Polyplacophora; Chitonida; Chitonidae
Product: 2-hydroxyacylsphingosine 1-beta-galactosyltransferase-like
Exons: 2
Coding region: 1-1428 (475 amino acids)
Molecular function (GO): UDP-glycosyltransferase activity
Source: RefSeq, a predicted model, not a curated record